Dermochelys coriacea (leatherback sea turtle) is the source of this 1524-nucleotide messenger RNA. RefSeq names its product leucine rich repeat containing 26 (gene LRRC26). The record is from RefSeq and is a predicted model, not a curated record. The coding region runs from base 168 to 1013 and encodes 281 amino acids. The transcript is spliced from 2 exons. Gene Ontology annotation, cellular component: voltage-gated potassium channel complex. NCBI's taxonomy places the organism in Eukaryota, Metazoa, Chordata, Testudines, Dermochelyidae. Gene Ontology annotation, molecular function: transmembrane transporter binding; voltage-gated potassium channel activity; potassium channel activator activity.
AAGAGCUGCAGGGUGUCCGAGACCUGUGCAAGGCACCGCUUGCCCCCAGCCUGGUUCCUGCACUGCUGGCUGCUGCGGGCGGCUGAGCCGCACCAGGCACGGUAGGUGCCAGGAGAACUGGGUGACUUGGGGGAGCGGGAGCUGAGUGCUUCCCUUGGCAGCUGACCAUGGCUGGCUGGAGGGGCCCGGCCACUCUCCUAGCCUUUCUCCUCCUGUGCCCACUCCCCUCCCCCAGCUGCCCUGCCAUCUGCAGAUGCUCCUCUGGGGAAGUGGACUGCAGUUACCGAGCCUUGCGCUUUGUGCCUGAAAACCUGCCUACCAAUGCCAGUGCCAUGUGGCUGGGCUACAACCACAUUGCCGUCCUCAAGGCUCACUCCUUCUGCUCGCAGCAGGCGCUGCAGAACCUCAGCCUGUGCAGCAAUGGCCUGGUGAGCAUCCACAGCCAGGCCUUGGCAGGGCUCGGGGCGCUGCGGGAGCUGGACCUGAGCAACAACUACCUCACCGUGCUCACGGCCGAGACCUUCCUGCCUCUCCCAGGCCUAAUGGUUCUCAACGUGGGGGCCAACAAGCUUGGCCAGCUGCCCCCAGAGGUGCUGAAAGCAUUGCCCUGCUUGCAGGAGCUCUUUCUGCACAGCAAUGCCCUGAGGUCCCUGCAUGCCAGCGUCUUUCUGAACCUGACUGCCGUGCGCUCCCUGACCCUGCAGGGCAACCCGUGGGCGUGCACCUGUAAAAUCCAGCCCCUCUUCCUCUGGAUCAUGGGCAACAGGGACAAAAUCCAAGAGGAGAAUUUAAUCCUGUGCAGAUUCCCAGAGCACCUCAACCAGUAUCCCCUCCUGGCCAUUGGCAACGAGUCCUUCAGCCACUGCCAGGACAGCUUGCUGCACCCCCAGGACUACACCUUCUUCCUGCUCAUUGGCCCGGCCUCCUUCCUGGCCAGCAUCCUCAUCUGCCUCCUACUUGGCUCCCUGGCUGUGGCCUAUAACUACCUCCUGAAAGAACUUUGCUAUUGGUGAGGAGCCCACCUGCGUGGGAGUACUGCGGCUGUAGUAGCUCUGGGGGUGCCAGGAAGGGGAUGAGAUACUGUCUGUGUCCCAAAUGCUGGUGGCCAGGGCUGGCAAGCAUUGUUGUGGGUUCUGGAAGAUAAUUGUGUUACCUUCCCCUGCUACGGGGCCUUUCCUUCUCCCCCAUGGGACUAUGAGCCCCACUCACGUUCCUUGGAGUUGCAGCAAUGAACCAAGGAGGAAAUCCCCAAAGUUUCAGCAAGACUUCCCUGAACCUCCAUCUGCACUGGCUGGCGAGCACUGGCUCCACCCCUGAGCCAUUCUGCUGUCUCCAAGAACCUGCCAGCGAGGUGCCAAUUGUUCCAAUAUGGAGUGAGAGCCAACAGGAGACCCCCCACCGCCAUCGUCUUCCACACCUGCCCCUGACCAGCAACAGAUGGGAGCUGCUCCCACCUGGCCAGUUCACGCCAGCACCUCAGAGGUGAAAGGCCCCUCUCUGCUUCCUAAUUUGCCUCAAAGGCAC